Thamnophis sirtalis is the source of this 1303-nucleotide messenger RNA. Lineage: Eukaryota; Metazoa; Chordata; Lepidosauria; Squamata; Natricidae. The record is from RefSeq and is a predicted model, not a curated record.
AUGAAUCAGAGGGUGCAACAACUGUAUAACUCUUCUGUUUCAAUGGAAUGGCAGGUUUUCAUGGAGAUUUUUAAAAAAUAUGGUAAAAUUUGGGGGACUUAUGAUGGACGACAGCCGAUGCUGGCUAUAACGGACCCUGAGUUAAUUAAAAUUGUACUGGUAAAAGAAAGUUAUUCCACCUUCCUGAAUCGUGGGAAUUUUAUUCCACGGGGCAAGCUAGAGACCUCCCUUCCGGGAGCCCAGGACGAGAAGUGGAAGAGGAUUCGGACAGUGCUUUCGCCCACUUUCACCACUGGAAAGUUGAAAGAGUUAGGGUUUCUUUGCAUCCCAAAGUGGCCUCCAACUUUUCUCUCUUCCCUUCUUCGUGUAGGUUUGACCGACGCUGAGAUUUUGGCUCAAGCCACUAUCUUCAUUUUAGCUGGCUACGAGACGGUCAGCAGCGCCCUCAGUUUCUUGACCUACGAACUGGCCAUCCAUCCGGACAUACAGCAAAAACUUCAGGAGGAGAUUGACAAAGUUCUGCCCAACAAGGUAGGUGUCACUCAACGACCGACGGUUUGUCCCAACAGAUUCAGCAAAGAGGUCAAAGAACAGAUCAAUCCUUAUACUUACUUGCCUUUCGGAGCUGGUCCCCGGAAUUGCAUUGGGAUGAGAUUUGCUCUCCUUACCAUGAAGGCCGCUGUGGCCAGCCUGAUGCAGCAUUUCACCUUCCAGCCCUGCAAAGAAACUCAGAUCCCACUGGUGAUCUCCCCAAAAGGGAUCUUCAGAAAACCGACAAAACCCAUUGUCUUGAAGAUCAUUCACAGAGCCUAAAUCAAGGAGAUGUAACUGCAUGAAGAUCUCUACUCCUGAAGAUGAAAUUUGCCACUUUCGCUUUUUCUUGAGUCGCCUAGUUUUGCAACUCAGGUUUUCCCUCCGCCACUCCACUGAAUCGUGUUCUAUAACUUCACCCCCAAAGUGACGUUAACGAAACCCUUCCUUGGUUGGACCAGCCGAUGGGAGGAGGCCGGAACUCAUCAAAAUCCGAGUCCCGUCAGGCCAGGAGGGACCGCUGGCCUUGGAAAUCAUAAGGAUUUCAUAAGGAUAACAGAGGCUAUUAUUCUCAACCCCUUGCGUAAUAUUUGUUUGGAGUCCUGUGCAAGUAUUUCGUAACUGGUUGUGUGGAGAAACAAAAAAGAAUUUAAUUAAAAAAGUCAACAACGUUUCCCUGUAUCGUUCAAAUGUAAAAUCUGGAGAGGGCAAGCAACAGCUGCUCUCUAAGAAUCAGUUCUUAAUAAUAAAGAAACUCUAAUAAAGGGGAAAA